AUGGUUAUUAAACAACGCCAAAUUCGGGCUUAUUAUGAUGAAGAAACUAUUACGGUUUAUCAAGCAUACAACAGCGAAAUCGCUUCUACAGCCGUCAAUAAGCAAAAGCUAUGUGCUUCACCACAGUUCCGACUUACCCGCAUGACAUGGAUUAAACCCAGUUGGUGCUGGAUGAUGUACCGCGCGGGAUAUUCGUACAAGGACAAAAACCAAGAGCGGAUCCUGGCGCUGAAAAUGAAGCACGAGCACUUUAUCGCGCUGCUAAGAACGGCGACGUUGACAACAGAACCCGGCCAAGGGAUUGCGCCAAGUGAUACCACGGAAGCCAGCAAACCCCCAAGAGAAAAGCCAUCAGCCGUCAAGGUGCAAUGGGACCCAGAGCGUACGCCUCGAUUGGAAAAACUAGGCUACCGCAGCAUUCAAAUCGGGAUCCCUAGUUCAGUAGCGGCGACCUGGGUGGAUGAAUGGAUCAUUGGCAUCGAGGAUGUUACGGAAAAAGCGCGCGCGUUGGAACAGGAGUUGAGGGAAAACCCUGGGGUAACUGACGAGGAGCUGCUAGGCAAGGGGCUUGUGCCGCCCGAGAGGGAAUUUCCGGUGCCUCUCGAGGUUCAACAAGCGAUCGGAGUGGAUUCUGCUUAG
Daldinia loculata is the source of this 639-nucleotide messenger RNA. RefSeq names its product ATP-dependent RNA helicase DHX8. Lineage: Eukaryota; Fungi; Ascomycota; Sordariomycetes; Xylariales; Hypoxylaceae. The transcript has a single exon. Bases 1 to 639 code for a protein of 212 amino acids. The record is from RefSeq and is a predicted model, not a curated record.